Molecule: messenger RNA, 2400 nt
Organism: Cynoglossus semilaevis (tongue sole)
Lineage: Eukaryota; Metazoa; Chordata; Actinopteri; Pleuronectiformes; Cynoglossidae
Gene: rfxap
Product: regulatory factor X-associated protein
Exons: 4
Coding region: 159-800 (213 amino acids)
Biological process (GO): regulation of transcription by RNA polymerase II
Cellular component (GO): nucleus
Source: RefSeq, a predicted model, not a curated record
GACCAGCAGGAGUCAGUAUAGGGUAAGGAACAACAAAACAACACAGUACGAAGAAGAAAAUCCUCGCGGCAUAAACAUUUAACCUUCAAAGAGAGGCUGUUACAAAUUACCGCGUUUGCUUCUGAAAUCGUCGAUAAGGUAAUAAUAAUACUAAUAACAUGAGUGAAGAUGACCGUCCUCCUUCGACACUCAAAGACAAAGACUCCACUCUCCUGCUUACUAAAGACGGACAGCGCUACUACGUGAGUAAGAGCGGCGCGGUGGACAGUAGAAAUGUAAUAACGCCGCACGAAGCGGACAACAACGUCUCCUAUGACAUGGACGACGCGGACGAGGAAAGCGACGUGUUGGACACAUCAGACCCCAGAGACAGCGCUGCCAGUCCAGAGGAGCCCAACGACGAGGAAACGUCAGAGGGAGACAAUGCCCCGAAACAGUGCACGUAUGUGGGGUGCAACGAGACCACCACCCAGGUGGCCAAGCAGAGGAAGCCGUGGAUGUGCAAGAAACACCGCAACAAGAUGUACAAGGAUAAGUACAAGAAGAAGAAAAGCAACCAGGCCAUGUCCAGUGGAAAAUUAGACGAAAACUCUGAGGAGCGACCCGUGUCUGUGAACAAACAGCGGCUUGGUGCCAUGGGGGACAGACCUGCCCGCCCCUCCCUGAUAGAGCAAGUCCUUAAUCAGAAGAGACUGUCGCUGCUCAGAAGUCCAGAGGUGAUCAGUUUCCUGCAGCAGCAGCAGGAGCUCCUGGCCGCACAGAGCCGCAGCCAAUCACAGGGCCACUUCCAGGGUUGCUGACAUCGGCUGUUGAAUACAACACCAUCGUUUCUUGUGUUUGUUUACGCAGGUCUGUAAAGCCCGGAGCCUCUUCUCCUCCUGCAGCCUCUGCUCAGCGCCACUCAGCCUCGCCGGCGUCAGUUUGGCUGGAACCGCAGCACAUGCUGGCGAGAUCACUACGCCGAUACUCCCGGAACUUUUUUGAAGAUUUCGGGGGUUUAAAAUGCAGCUGCGUGGAUGCGCGUGUGCCCGUCACCUGAGCGGGGAACCAGUUAUAUCCAGAGUCAAAUGGCUUAAAUUGGCUCUUACUAAAAGAUAACAGGUUUUUCCAAGAUAUUUGGCCAGAAACGAAUCGUUUUAUAUAUAUAUAUAUAUAUAAAUUAAACAUUGGCUUGUUGUGCUUCUUGAUACUUUACCACUUUCAAAGUAAUUAAUAGAUGUCUGUAUUUCAUCUUUAAUUGUAAUAUGAACGACACAUCUGCUCUGCUUCUUUAAGUUAUAGGUGGAAUAACACACACACAGGUCUUUACCAAUGCGGAUGGAUACAAGUCUUCAUCGGGAGUGUGCUGUCUGGUCCAGUUAAUGACGCAAGCCCGGCUGGCGACAGUGAGUCUACAAGUUUGACAUUUUCACAGUUUACAGCAACUGCUGCGGAACGUAACAAUACUCCGGAACACUGAGUGAAACCACUCUGGGGAUCGUGACUAUAACCUUAUGAUAUUCUCUUUUCACCCAGCGGCAGGGUGAUCAUAAAAAUGCACCACUCAGGAAUGAUGCUGAUGUGGGAUGAAUAGGUGAUGGAAGAGGAUGAUGGUGGAGACACUGGUCCCCUAGGGGCUAGAUCAUGAGACAAUGUAGACUUUUUUUUUUCUCGUUGUCUUAUUCAUUUAAAACCUCAUCCAAUAAUGUUUGAUUCAUCGGCUCGUUUUCAUACCUUUCCUUCAAGUCACCUGCUGUUGAGAAAUAGGUUUAUCUUUAUACUCGCUUUCCCACAAUGUGGCAUAAAUAAUUAACAUUUUUAUAUCCAUUAAUCCACAAUUGCUUGACAAACAUUUCAACAAACUUUUUUCCCCCCUAACAAACGAGUGAGAUGAUGAUUCAUCCACAGUGUUUGUCUUGUCUGGUGACAGAGGACUGAGACAGACAGAGGACAAACAGGAUGCUCUUCCUUGUGUCUCCAGGAGGUCUCAGAAACAUCCGAUUCACAACCCACAAACUGUAAACCCCGGGCGAACAGCCUCACACAAACAACUUCGUUUACAUCCAGGGCUGUAGAAUUUACAGUACGCUUUAUGAGGUGAAGGGCUCAGAAGGAGAUGAUUCAAAAGAAAUCAUGAAUCGGACACAGGGGAUGACGACAGAAUGAGGAGUUUAGAAUUCUUUGGUCUUCUUCAUGUUAACAGAAGAAAAACAUGUUAUAAUGCAAAAAAUCCCCAAGCCUUUAUAUUUAUAUACUGGACCUGAAGGUUUGAACAAAGUAAAAUUAUUUCACUUAAACCUCUUAAGGUUCUAAAGGUUCUAGGUUCAACAUUCUCUCUGUUAAUAUUGUAAUAAUUAUGCUUAAUAAUUAAGCAGAGUGAGAGAUUAUUUAUCCAGUUGUGGGCUUGAAAAUUGAUUAAUU